Molecule: messenger RNA, 3713 nt
Organism: Somion occarium
Lineage: Eukaryota; Fungi; Basidiomycota; Agaricomycetes; Polyporales; Cerrenaceae
Source: the annotation of a GenBank genome assembly
AAGCUUCUGAAUUCUGAAAUUAUUGCUUUCUUUCCUAACUUGUUGUACAUUGUACACUGUUGCUGCGAUCUGUACUCUUUUGGAGCUGGAUGUACGUAGGGAUCUAAUCUCCGACUGACUUUCGUAAUAUUCUAAUUUGUACGGCCAAUGAAGCGACUAAUUAGACGCGAUCGAGUUUGAAGACCUCCGUCCUCCCUGGAGGCACUUAUUAGCACCUUAUACGAGUUCCAAUGGCUCAGAAUGCAUACCCUGCUCACUUGUAUCAACAGCAACCAACUUACCCGCAAUAUGCGCCCUCUAAUCAACCUAAUCCGGCCGGACAGUAUCAACCACAGUCAUACCCUCAACCUAAUGUCUACCAGCAGCACCCUCCCCCCAUUGAUACCCAGCAGCGUUAUCCUUCUGGUCCCUCACCACAAGCAUAUUACCCUCCUCUGCAGACCCAAUUUCUUCCUAGAGUAGCUCAAGGUCCGCCAACGCCUUAUUCCCCGAGCCAGCCUCAUCCGUCGCAGCCAGGAGUUCAUUAUCACCAACCACAACCUGUAGUUGCACCUACGCCUGCGGACAUCACGCAACGAUAUGCACCCAAUGCUUACCCUUCCCCCAUCUCCCCCGCUAACCCGCCAUCUGCCUUUCGUAGACCACUUCCUAAUCCCGCAAAUGCACCGAGACCCGGCUCUGUUGCUCAAGCAGAAGGAGCUUCUUCUGGGUUCAAUUCCCAGUCACGACAAAUUUCUCAUAGACCUUCCAGCUCCCUCUCGACAUCGCCUUCCUCUGCUUCACAAGUGGCAUCAGCUAUUUCUAAAUUCAGCUCAAUGUCUGUGAAUACCGCAAGCAUGUCGCAGAAUUCCAGCCACUUGGGGAGACCCUUACCGCAGCCGCGUGCUACUCAAACUGUGCGCAGUGGGAGUCCCGUCAAGCUUCCCCAACCUGCCCAGCCAAGUGGUGUGCCCGUGACUCCAAGUAGUUCACAAUCCCAACCGCACGAACAGCCAGACUUGCCUGGUCAGAAAUUUGUUCCUAUGUGGAGACGUACUCUUCCAUCUCCAAUGGCGCCAAGUCCUGGGAUCGCUAACAAUCCACAAACUAGCACUAUGCAGCGUACCCCGGUGAUUGUCCCUGCACUCAAUGGAUCUUCUGACCCCAAACAGAACUCACAACCUGCCAUGGCGCGUCGUCCGACGAUAUCACGCCCACUACCACAGUCUCCAGGAGGUCAAUCUACUCCGUCUCGCAUGAGUCUUCCCAACGCUCCAAGUUCUCAUGGUCAAUUACCGCGCCCUCCUCAGACGCCAGGUUCUACUCCUCGUACAAAGCCAAUUGUAUCGGGAUCUAUCCCAUCAGAUGCAGAUGCACAGGUGAUUCCCUCUCAUUCGCCUUUCCAGCGUCGCGAGCGGUCGCGUACACUCCCUCAACCCCAGCCUCCGCCGACAAGCGCCAUUCCUUCACGCCCAGUAAUGACACCGAAGAAGAGUGAACCAGUUGCGCGUACUACCAGGAUUGCAUCCUCGGUCUCUACGUCAUCUGACGAGGAUCUCAGUGGUAUAUCGCUGUUGCAAAGAAGGAGUAUACAUAAGGAUUCCAACGGCGUCGACCCGACGCCGACAGCACCAAGGACCCCCAGUCCACAGUAUGGUAUCAAAGAUUUACCUUCUCGUUCGCGUGUUUCCAAUGAAACUACUCCGAGAGGUCAACAAGUUAACUCCAGUCGGCAUGUCCGUGCACCUUCGUCACCAACUCGUGCUCCUCCUCUCCCGAAUCGCAGGACUCCAUCACCGACUAGAACAGUUCUUUCGUCUGGUCGCUUCUCACCUCCAAAGGCAAUCUCCAAUAGUCCUGAACGAGUGCCAAGUGUCAUCCAUCAGCCGUCGGACCCUCAAUCGUCCAUAUUCAAAUUUGCUACUAUGGAGGCCCUAGGGUACGUACCUGCUACGAGUCCGCCGACGAAGAAGGCAGAGCAUCCUAUGCAAGAGAUGACCAGGACGGCGUCACAACACUCACGUUGGCCAGAAGGUGUACCUCGUUUACCCAAACCUCCAGGCCAGUCGUCAAGCGGAUCAUCUCCCGGGUCGUCCGUGCAUAACACGUCUCCUGUUCGAACGUCGCAGGUGCAACCAAAGCUACCGAUCCGUGAUCAGUCACUGAACAACCCAGUGGCUAAUACGCCAUUCAGUCAACGUCAGAAUCACAGUCGUUUCCCACCAAACUUGGAUGAUGCACCCCCGCCCUCUCUGCGACGAUCACCCUCACCCGAUCCGACGCGUCGAGCGCCUCAUACUGGGCUUCCCAGCAUACGAACGCAGGACUCCAGGGGUUCACCAGUUCGCAGUCAUCCUCCGUCUGCCGUCACCCCAAACUCUGCAGCAUCGAUGUUCUCGUUGUCAGAAUUUCCUGCCGUUCCUUCUCAUCCCCCACCUCCUCCACCUGCACUGCCUUCCCAACCUCGUCCGAAAGAGGGCGGUCCUAGGUCACCUCAACGACCUUCACCACGUCGUUAUGAUAGUGAUCGUCCUUCGAUACCCAAGAUCUCAUUUCCCGCAGACCCAGAUGAUGAUUCUUCCGACUCUGAUGUUGGAGGUCCGGUUAUUAACAUUUCCGGGCCAGGUGGAAGUACCACAGGUCCUAUUAUUUCUAUAGGCAACUUCGACGAGGAUGAAGAAGACGAUGGGCAAUUCCCAGGCAUUUCUAUCAAUGUUGCGGACGAUUCUGAGCAGCAACCUCAUCGACCUCGGGCGCAGCGUGAGUUACCUCCACCUGCUGCUGUCUUGGGUCAAGGUGGAAGGUUUUGUGGUGGGUGUGGAGGGACGAUUAUGGGACGGAUCGUUAGCGCUAUGGGCGAGCGGUGGCAUCCGGAUUGCUUCAAGUGUUGUGUUUGCGAUGAACGGUUGGAGAACCUAAGUUCGUAUGAACAUGAAGGGAGACCGUACUGUCAUCUCGACUAUCACGAGAUAUUCGCUCCCCGUUGUUAUCAUUGCCAAACUGCCAUCGUGGACGAACUCUUCAUCACUCUCGAUGAUCACGAACUCGGUAAACGCACCUACCACGAACAACACUUCUUCUGCGCCGAAUGCGGAGACCCCUUCGUACCUCCCGGUUCUGGAAACCGAAGUUUUAGCGGAGACGGUCUGUUUAAAGCAGAUGAAGACGACGUGGGGUUCACGGUGUUUAGAGGUCAUCCGUAUUGCGAAGCUUGUCAUGUGAAGUUAAGGUUGCCGAAGUGCAAGAAAUGUAAGAAGAGCAUUAGGGAUGGGACCCAGGCCGUAGAAGCUAUGGGUUGGAAGUGGUGUUGGGAAUGUUUCACUUGCAUGGGCUGCGACAGACCGUUCGAUAACCUGUCGUUCUAUGAGCGGGAUCAAAAACCAUUUUGUGAACGUUGCUUCAGCAUCAUCAUCAAGAGCGAGAUAUGAGGACGUCAAGUAUCCGAAUACCCAUUCGUUCAAGCCAUAUCUUCCCUGGGACAUUUUUUUUUCUUCAUAUAAUGACAUUAUUUGUUUCUUGUCCAUGCCAUUUCUUUCUCACUUCGAUUCAUCUUGACUAGUAUUUAUCGUCGUCUGUGCUUUCUUUUUGACUCUUUCGAGACCAUGUAGAACAUAUCACUCAUCCUCAAUGACCUGACCAAAUGACGAACAGCGGAAGUAGUCACGUAUAAACAGGCUGUAUGUAUUAUAUAUAAAAUCAUGAGCAGAAUCGGAAGCAGAGAGUAAUCACAACAU